Molecule: messenger RNA, 1272 nt
Organism: Enterobius vermicularis (human pinworm)
Lineage: Eukaryota; Metazoa; Nematoda; Chromadorea; Rhabditida; Oxyuridae
Source: the annotation of a GenBank genome assembly
AUGUAUUUGAAAUACUACAGUUUCGCAUCAAUUAUUUUUAUAGUACCAAAAACAUUUUUGGUUUAUUCAUAUAACUUUGAAGCUGAUGACUCAGUUCAUUACAGGUAUUAUUUGUUCUACUUGCUGGAAGCUUCUAUAAAAUUUCUUCGGAUUUUAAGUCGAGACUCUACAGCUUCAUCAUCUGUAGUUUAUAUGACCAGUACAGAUAAAAAUCGUUAUGUGUGUGAAGUUCCGAAUGUUUAUCGGGGACCUUCACCAGCGAAGCUUAUUGAACCUCUCCACCAAGAACGCGUAUGUUCCUACUGGCUUGAUGUUUACUGGACGUACGAGUUGUGUCAUGGUCGAUAUGUGUUACAGUUUCAUGAGGAAAAGGAAACUAGUCGUCGUGCUCGUACUGAGUAUUACUUGGGUAGUUACUCGCGGGAUGUUGCUAAAACAAAUUUCAACAAACAUUCACCUCCCAUACGCCGAAUUGAUGAUCGUGACUUGGCUUAUUUUCCUGUCACUUACAAACAUGGAACAGUCUGUGACUUAACUGGUAAACCUCGAACAACAGUGGUGAUGUAUGUUUGUAAAGAGGAUGGGAAAGACGGUAUUUACGCUUUUGCGGAAACUUCUUCGUGCAACUAUGAGAUGAUCGUUUUUACUGAUCUCCUCUGUGCCCAUCCAGCAUUUAAACCUGCUGUUGCUUCAGAAUAUGCGAUAAAGUGUUAUUCGAAGGAUCCUAACAAUGGGACAAUCAAACCAGUUCCUCUUUUAAAAAUGGAGGAAGAAGACGCUACAGCUCGAGAACGUGUGAGUUUUAAAGUGCAAGAUACAUUUGGAAAAUCAGUUUCAAUGCUUUUUAAAGUAAUUCAUGACCGCCAGUCAAUAUUAGUAGAAAAUCGCGUCUUAUUCAGUGGAAAAAGUUGUUUGUAUGGUGGUGGUACCGGCUGGUGGAAGUACGAGUUUUGCUAUGGGAAAAGUGUAACUCAGUACCAUGAGGACGCCAAAAAUGGCCGAGUUGAAAUACUUUUAGGGAGGUUUAACGAGGAAAUUCAGAACAGUGUUGAAGUCCGCUUACGUUGUUCGCAGUUACGGGGAAGUAAUACGGCUGUUUCCCUAUCAUUAGUUGAACCAACAACUUGUCAAUAUAUACUUCGCGCGGAGUCGUCUCGCUUCUGUGACAUCUUACAGCAGGCGGAUAAGUACGGUCUUUUCAAAUUACCUGAAUCAGUGCUGUCUUCAGGGAAGAAUCUAGAAGAACCAUCUAGAGCUCAUAAAGAGCUAUAA